GCAGCCCUAGCGCCCGCCCGGCGCUCCUCAAGAUGGCGGCCGACAGUGAGCCCGAGUCCGAGGUAUUUGAAAUCACGGACUUCACCACUGCCUCGGAAUGGGAAAGGUUUAUUUCCAAAGUUGAAGAAGUCUUGAAUGACUGGAAAUUGAUUGGAAACUCUUUGGGAAAGCCACUUGAAAAGGGAAUAUUCACUUCUGGCAUAUGGGAAGAGAAAUCAGAUGAAAUUUCCUUUGCUGACUUCAGAUUCUCAGUCACUCAUCAUUAUCUUGUACAAGAGUCUACUGAUAAAGAUGGAAAGGACGAAUUACCAGAAGAUGUUAUUCCACAGUCUAUGCAGGAUUUGCUGUGUAUGAAUAAUGACUUUCCUCCAAGAGCGCAUUGCCUGGUAAGAUGGUAUGGGCUGCGUGAAUUUGUGGUGAUUGCCCCUGCUGCACACAGUGAUGCUGUUCUCAGUGAAUCUAAGUGCAACCUUCUUUUGAGUUCUGUUUCCAUUGCAUUGGGAAACACUGGCUGUCAGGUGCCACUCUUUGUGCAAAUUCAUCACAAAUGGCGAAGAAUGUAUGUGGGAGAAUGUCAGGGUCCUGGUGUCCGAACUGAUUUUGAAAUGGUUCAUCUUCGAAAAGUGCCAAACCAGUAUACUCAUUUAUCAGGUCUGCUGGAUAUCUUCAAAUCAAAGAUUGGAUGUCCUUUAACUCCACUGCCUCCAGUAAGCAUUGCUAUUCGAUUUACCUAUGUACUUCAGGAUUGGCAGCAAUAUUUUUGGCCUCAGCAACCUCCAGAUAUAGAUGCCCUGGUAGGAGGAGAAGUUGGAGGCUUGGAGUUUGGCAAGUUACCAUUUGGUGCCUGUGAAGAUCCUAUUAGUGAACUUCAUUUAGCAACUACAUGGCCUCAUCUCACUGAAGGAAUCAUUGUAGAUAAUGAUGUUUAUUCUGAUCUGGAUCCUCUUCAAGCUCCUCAUUGGUCUGUUAGAGUUCGAAAAGCUGAUAAUCCUCAGUGUUUGCUAGGUGAUUUUGUUACUGAGUUUUUUAAAAUUUGCCGUCGAAAGGAGUCAACUGAUGAGAUCCUUGGACGAUCCACAUUUGAGGAAGAAGGAAGAGAAAUUGCUGAUAUAACUCAUGCUUUGUCAAAGUUGACAGAGCCAGCACCUGUUCCAAUUCAUAAAUUAUCAGUUUCAAAUAUGGUACACACUGCAAAGAAGAAAAUACGAAAACACAGAGGUGUAGAAGAAUCACCACUGAAUAAUGAUGUCCUUAAUACCAUUCUCUUGUUCUUAUUCCCUGAUGCUGCUUCUGAGAAACCAGCAGAUGGAACUUCUUCAACAGACAAUAGUAACCCUCCAUCAGAGAGUGAAGACUAUAAUCUCUACAAUCAAUUCAAAUCUGCACCAUCUGAUAGUUUAACAUACAAAUUGGCUUUGUGCCUUUGUAUGAUCAAUUUCUACCAUGGAGGGUUGAAAGGAGUGGCACAUCUCUGGCAGGAAUUUGUUCUUGAAAUGCGCUUCAGAUGGGAAAACAAUUUUCUGAUUCCAGGAUUAGCAAGUGGACCCCCAGAUCUAAGAUGUUGUUUACUACAUCAGAAACUACAGAUGUUAAAUUGUUGUAUUGAAAGAAAGAAGGCCCGUGAUGAGGGGAAGAAGACAAGCACUCCAGAUAACAUCACUAAUACAUGGUCAGUGGAUGCUAGAAAAACUGGAGACCAGCUGGGGCCAGAUAAUCUCAAUGAUACAGAUAAGGAGAAGGGAGAGAUGGGAAAGUCUUGGGAUUCCUGGAGUGACAGUGAAGAAGAAUUUUUUGAGUGCCUAAGUGAUACUGAAGAACUUAAGGGAAAUGGACAAGACAGUGGCAAGAAAGGAGGCCCUAAGGAGAUGGCAAAUUUAAAGCCAGAAGGACGUCUCCAUCAGCAUGGGAAACUUACACUGCUGCAUAAUGGAGAACCUCUCUACAUUCCAGUAACCCAGGAACCAGCACCUAUGACAGAAGAUCUGCUGGAAGAGCAGUCUGAGGUCUUAGCUAAAUUAGGUACAUCUGCAGAAGGGGCUCACCUCCGAGCACGCAUGCAGAGUGCCUGUCUGCUCUCAGAUAUGGAGUCUUUUAAGGCAGCUAAUCCAGGUUGUUUUCUGGAAGAUUUUGUGAGGUGGUAUUCACCCAGGGAUUAUAUAGAAGAGGAGGUGACUGAUGAAAAGGGCAAUGUGGUUUUGAAAGGAGAACUAAGUGCACGAAUGAAGAUUCCAAGCAAUAUGUGGGUCGAAGCCUGGGAAACAGCUAAGCCAAUUCCUGCUAGACGGCAAAGGAGACUGUUUGAUGAUACUCGGGAAGCAGAAAAGGUGCUGCACUACCUGGCAAUCCAGAAACCUGCAGACCUUGCCCGACACCUGUUACCCUGUGUGAUUCAUGCAGCUGUACUCAAGGUAAAGGAAGAAGAAAGUCUGGAAAACAUUUCUUCUGUUAAGAAGAUUAUAAAGCAGAUAAUAUCCCAUUCCAGUAAAGUUUUGCACUUCCCUAAUCCAGAAGACAAGAAAUUGGAAGAAAUCAUUCAUCAAAUUACUAAUGUAGAAGCUAUAAUUGCUAGAGCCCGAUCACUGAAAGCCAAGUUUGGAACUGAGAAAUGUGAACAGGAAGAAGAAAAGGAAGAUCUUGAAAGGUUUGUGAACUGCCUGUUGGAGCAGCCUGAAGUUUUAGUCUCUGGAGCAGGAAGAGGACAUGCUGGCAGGAUCAUUCACAAGCUGUUUGUGAAUGCGCAGAGGGCUGCAGCCAUGGCUCCACCAGAGGAGGAAUUAAAGAGAAUGGGCGUCCCAGAAGAAAGGCGGCAGAACUCCGUGUCAGACUUCCCGCCACCUGCUGGCCGGGAGCUGAUUUUGCGUGCCACCGUGCCGCGGCCUGCUCCAUACUCCAAAGCUCUACCCCAGAGGAUGUACAGCGUUCUCACCAAGGAGGACUUUAGACUUGCAGGUGCCUUUUCCUCCGAUACCUCCUUCUUCUAAUUCUAGCAAGAUCUCACUGGGGGCUUCGGAGAUGGCGCCGCUUUGCUCUGCGGUAGAGUGUACCAGGGAUGACCUUUGAGGCCUUCGCGAUGGCGCCGUCUGGUGGAGUGAUCAGGAAUCACACCAGCAUCUUAAGGACUUCCCCACCCCCAAGCUUGAGCUCUUGUGUCUCGGUAGGGGCAGAGGGAAUGGGCUGGAGCUGCUGGGAGAUUUCUGCCCCAAAGAGCGGAUAUUUGUGCAUGGGGGUGACAGGCCCAGCAGAGGCACUCUGCCUGCACUCAGGUGGGAUCGCAUUCAUGUCAUUCUCACAGCACCAGGUAUACUACCAGAGUCCAGGUAGACACUUGGUGGUUAUACGUAUCAGUAUCAGGUGUGCAAGUAGAGCUCUGGCAGUUCUGUGAGGUGUCUGGAUAUUUGGGUGGUAGCUUCUAAUUCCAGAAUACAUGUUUUUAAAAUACUAGAAGACAUUCUGUUUAUUCAAUCACCUGGUGGUCACCCUUAUUAAGCUGAUUGACUUGAUGAACAUUUUGAAUAUUCUAGAAGAAACCCUAGGAUUUCAGUUUGUUUUUCCAUUAACUAAUCUAAAUGUAUUCCUACGUGUUAAAUAUCACUGCAAAUUAGUUUUAUAUAUAUCUUGUAAGAAGUGUUUUAAUUUUCCUUGUGCUGGUGGUGGUGUCCCUUCCCCGCCUACACAGUGUGCUUUCUCUUCAUGCUGCUGGCCGUGUAUUUAAUGAAGCAGAUCUGAACACAUGCAAAACAUCCAGCCUGGGUACCUAGAGACUAUCAUGUAGUUAGCGUCCUGUGCUUAAUGUGCUAAUGUCCUGAGUAGAAGAUUGCCUUAAUGCUGUUUUUGUAUUGUAGUUCAAAUGAAGAUAAUCUAUAUAUGGGAAUGUGUAGCAUCCAGAAUAAGGGUGACUGCACCAUACUUUUCAUUAAGUGAGGGUCAGGAUGUGUUCAAUCUGUGUUGCCGUAUGGUCUCUGUUUCGUAGUCUCCAAUUAUUUUUAGGCCUAAGAUUCCUACUCUAAUCCAAAGUAAAAACUUCGCCUGUAUAACUUUGAAGAACUGAUAGAGCUGUGCAAACUUAUAUUUUUGUAAACAAAAAUACACACAAUACAUGUAUGUAGGAGGGUUCUUCACAAAGUUCAUGGCUAGUGGAGUAAAUACAUUUGUCUUGAUGCAAGAAAAUUGAAACCCAUGCAUUUAAGGGGUUUUUACAGAGUUCAUGGGAAAUGUGUAUUAUGAAAAAACUAUGCAGGAUUGCAAAUUUUUUUUUUGCCCCAAAAUAAACUUUGCCGUGAACAUGUUGAAUUUCUGUCAUACACAUGAAGUAGGCAAGGCCCUGGCUGCUCUCACUGCUGCUGGGAAGUGAGACCUGAGGACUGAGCACUGGACCAAGUAGAAACCGUUUGCUCUGAGGAUAGAGUUUGUUACGUCAAGAGGGCAUUAACCCAAAAAUCCGACAGCCCAAAGUCGGCUUUAAAAAGGCUUUGCGAGUCUGUAAUAAAAAGGAGCACAUUA
Messenger RNA from Lepus europaeus (European hare), 4500 nucleotides. RefSeq names its product RAB3 GTPase activating protein catalytic subunit 1 (gene RAB3GAP1). The record is from RefSeq and is a predicted model, not a curated record. The coding region runs from base 33 to 2981 and encodes 982 amino acids. The transcript is spliced from 24 exons. Gene Ontology annotation, biological process: positive regulation of GTPase activity. NCBI's taxonomy places the organism in Eukaryota, Metazoa, Chordata, Mammalia, Lagomorpha, Leporidae. Gene Ontology annotation, molecular function: GTPase activator activity.